Gracilinanus agilis (Agile Gracile Mouse Opossum) is the source of this 936-nucleotide messenger RNA. Its product is annotated as olfactory receptor 52J3-like. Gene Ontology annotation, cellular component: membrane. Lineage: Eukaryota; Metazoa; Chordata; Mammalia; Didelphimorphia; Didelphidae. The coding region runs from base 1 to 936 and encodes 311 amino acids. Gene Ontology annotation, biological process: G protein-coupled receptor signaling pathway. Gene Ontology annotation, molecular function: olfactory receptor activity; G protein-coupled receptor activity. The transcript has a single exon. The record is from RefSeq and is a predicted model, not a curated record.
AUGUCCAAGAGUAAUGCAACUAUCUUCCAUCCAGCAACAUUUAUCCUCCUCGGCAUUCCAGGCUUGGAACAUAUUCAUAUCUGGCUCUCCCUGCCUUUCUGUUCUGUCUACAUUGUGGCUCUGCUGGGCAACGUCACCAUCUUAUUGGUGAUCUGGGCUGAGAGGACACUCCGUGAUCCCAUGUUCUACUUCUUGGCUAUCCUUUCAAGUACUGAUCUGGCCUUGUCCACGUCCUCUGUGCCCCGGAUGCUAGGCAUCUUCUGGUUUGCAGCUCAUGAGAUCGGCUUUGGGGCCUGCUUGGCCCAGAUGUUUCUUAUUCAUACCUUCACAGGUAUGGAGUCAUCUGUCCUGUUUGCCAUGGCCUUUGAUCGUUAUGUGGCCAUCUGUGCCCCACUUCACUACACAACUAUUCUGACAGUCAAUGUACUCGCGGGCAUUGGGAUGACCAUUUUUCUAUGCCCUUUUGUGCUCAUGCUGCCUAUCAUAUAUUUAACCUAUCGCCUGCCCUUCUGUCAGACUCGGGUCAUUGCUCAUGCCUACUGUGAACACAUGGGCAUUGCCAAGCUAGCUUGUGCCAACAUCCGUAUCAAUGCCAUCUAUGGACUCUUUGUUGCUUCUUUCAUGGCCUUUGGUCUGAUCAUGAUUGGCAUCUCCUAUUCUUUAAUCCUACGUGCAGUCUUCCGCCUCCCUUCUCGUGAUGCUCGGCUCAAGGCACUUAGUACUUGCAGUUCCCAUGUAGCAGUUAUAUGUGUAUUCUACAUACCAUCUCUUUUCUCUUUCCUCACUCACCGAUUUGGUCACCACAUCCCCCAAUAUAUCCAUAUUCUUGUUGCCAACCUCUAUGUGGUCAUCCCACCAGCACUUAACCCUGUCAUCUAUGGUGUUAGGACUAAGCAAAUCAGAGAGCGGGUCCUCAGAACCUUCACUGGGAAAUAG